AUGGGUUCGCUUCCGGGUCCGGUUGAGGGUAUUAGGAUAUCCAUCGACCGCGGUGGCACUUUUACCGACUGUGUCGCAUCCGUUCCGGGUCAAAAUGACAUCCUCGUCAAGUUGCUGUCCGUCGACCCCAGCAACUAUCCCGAUGCUCCGGUCGAGGCGAUUAGAAGAGUGCUGGAGAAGGCGACAGGGAAGGAAUACCCAAAGGGAAAGAAGAUCUCGCUGAGAGGCGUCGAGUCCAUCAAGAUGGGUACGACGGUUGCUACAAACGCACUGCUCGAGAGGAAAGGAGAGAGGACAGUAUUUGCCGUGACCAAGGGUCUCAAGGACUUGCUUCAUAUUGGCAACCAAUCCAGACCGAAGCUUUUCGACCUCGCCAUCCGCAAACCAGACGUCCUUUACUCAAAAGUCAUUGAAAUCCCAGAGAGGGUGACGCUUGAAGCUUGGUCAGAAAGCAACAAACCUGAGACCAUCAACGUCGCCUCAGACCCAGCACUAGUUACCGGCGUCACAGGCGAAGCCGUCCGCGUCCUCGAGCCCCUAGACAUCGAGACGUCGAGAAAGGCCCUCCAAGAAGCCUACGACGAAGGCUACCGAUCCAUCGCCGUCUGCCUCAUGCACAGCUACACCUUCCGCGACCACGAGGCCGCCAUAGCCCAGCUCGCCGCCGACAUCGGCUUCACCCACAUCUCCCCCAGCGCCGAGCUGUCCCCCGUCGUCAAGAUCGUCCCCCGCGGCAACUCGUCGACCGCGGACGCGUAUCUCACCCCCGAGAUCAAGCGGUACAUCGCCGGCUUCGAGGCCGGCUUCGAGGACCUCGGCACGAGCGGGUGUCGGUGCGAGUUUAUGCAGAGCGACGGCGGGUUGGUCGAGUUCUCGGGUCUGUCGGGUCUGAGGGCGAUUUUGUCUGGUCCUGCCGGUGGUGUCGUCGGCUACGCGAGGACGUGUUAUGAUGAUGGCGAUAAAACGCCUGUCAUCGGAUUUGAUAUGGGCGGUACGAGUACCGACGUCUCCAGAUAUGCCGGUGAGCUUGAACAGGUUUUCGAAACGACAACGGCUGGCGUCAUGGUACAAACACCCCAGCUGGACAUCAACACCGUCGCAGCGGGCGGUGGUAGCAUUCUGAGCUGGCAAAGCGGCAUGUUCAAAGUUGGCCCGGAGAGUGCUUCCGCUCAUCCCGGCCCUGCGUGCUACAGGAAGGGAGGUCCUCUGACAGUCACGGAUGCGAACCUUGUCCUCGGCCGUCUUCGCCCGGAGUUCUUCCCCAAGAUCUUUGGCCCCAACGAAGAUCUGCCCUUGGAUGUCGAUGCCAGCAGGCGUCUUUUCGAGGAUCUCACCGCCAGCAUCAACAAGGACGAGAACACCAACUUGAGCGUGGAGGAAGUCGCAGCAGGCUUCCUCGACGUCGCCAACGAGUCCAUGUGCCGUCCCAUCCGCACCCUCACGGAAGCAAAGGGCUACGACGCCGGCCUCCACAACCUCGCCUCCUUCGGCGGCGCCGGCGGCCAACACGCCUGCGACAUCGCAAAGACGCUCGGCAUCUCCCGCGUCCUCGUCCACAAGUACUCCUCCGUCCUCUCCGCCUACGGCAUGGCCCUCGCCGACGUCGUCCACGAGGAGCGCAGCCCCUGCGCCCUCAUCUACUCCGAAGCCAACCUCCCCGCCUUCGCCGCCGAGCUCGACAAGCUCGUCCGCAAGGCCUCCGACAUGCUCCUCAUGCAGCGCAUCCCCGAGGGGCGCAUCGACGCCGAGCGCUACCUCAACAUGCGCUUCCACGGCAGCGACACCCCGCUCAUGAUCCAGGAGACCGCCUCCGCCGCCGGGGGCGGGUACCUCGAGGCCUUCAGGUCCGCGCACCAGAAGCAGUUCGGCUUCCUCCCCGUCGGGCGGGACGUCAUCAUCGACGACUACCGCGUCCGCGCCGUCGGGCGCACCACGGUCAAGCUCCCGACGCCCUGGCCCAAGGAGCUCGCCGCGGCCGAGGCCGUCCCGGCGCCGGCGGCCAAGACGACGAAGAAGGUCUACUUCAAGGGCCUCGGCUGGGCGGAUACCCCCGUGUACGGCCUCGGCUCGCUGGCGCCUCACUCGCGCGUCGCGGGCCCGGCGCUGAUCAUGGACGACAAGCAGACCAUCGUCGUGAUCCCCGACGCGGCGGCGACGCUGCUGUCCGAUACCGUUGUCAUUGACGUCACGGUCGGGACGAAGGAGACCAUGUCCGCGACGACGGUCGACCCGAUCCAGUUGUCCAUCUUUGGCCACCGGUUCAUGGGUGUUGCGGAGCAGAUGGGACGGGCGCUGCAGAAGACGAGCGUCAGCACGAAUAUCAAGGAAAGACUGGACUUUUCGUGUACGGUUUUUUCUCCCGAUGGCGGUCUGGUUGCGAAUGCGCCUCACGUGCCUGCUAUGAUUGGAAGUAUGGCUUUCGCAGUGAAGUGGCAGAUCGACCACUGGGGUAACGACCUCAAGCCCGGAGAUGUCAUUCUGUCAAACGCGCCAGUAUGCGGCGGUACGCAUCUUCCGGACCUGACAGUCAUCACACCCAUCUUUGAUGCCGAAGGCAAGAAGAUCAUCUUCUGGACUGCCUCUAGAGGUCACCACGCUGAUGUCGGCGGCAUUCUCCCCGGCUCCAUGCCCCCCAACUCCAAGGAGCUUUGGGAGGAGGGCGCCGUCAUCAAGGCAUUCAAGGUCGUGGAAGGCGGCGUCUUCAAGGAGAAGGAGCUCACCGAUCUCCUCAUGGCGCCAGCGCACUCUCCAGGAUGCUCAGGAACAAGAUGCCUCCGCGACAACAUCUCCGACAUCAAGGCCCAGGCCGCCGCAAACCACCGCGGAAGCCAGCUCAUCCACUCCCUAAUCGAGGACUACGGCAUCGACGUCGUCCAGUUCUACAUGGGAGAGAUCCAGGGCGCAGCAGAACGCGCCGUCCGCGACAUGCUCAAGACGAUCCACGCCCGCACCGACGGCCAGCCCCUCGAGGCGAUCGACUACAUGGACGACGGCACCCCGAUCCAGCUGCGCGUCACAAUCGACCCGUCCACGGGCGGCGCCGUCUUCGACUUCGACGGCACCGGGCCCGAGGCCUACGGCAACUGGAACGCGCCCAUCGCCAUCUGCAACUCGUCCAUCAUCUUCGCCCUCCGCUGCAUGGUCGACGCCGAGAUCCCCCUCAACCAGGGCGCCAUCCGGCCCAUCGACGUGCGCGUCCCCGAGGCCUCGCUCCUGCGCCCGACCGAGCACGCCGCCGUGUGCGCCGGCAACGUGCUGACCUCGCAGCGCGUGGUGGACGUCAUCUUCAAGGCCUUCGGCGCCGCGGCCGCCAGCCAGGGGUGCAUGAACAACCUGACGUUCGGCACGGAUGAUCCGGAGACCGGGUUCGGGUACUACGAGACCAUCUGCGGCGGCGCGGGCGGCGGGCCGACGUGGGAUGGCGUGAGCGGUGUGCAUACCAACAUGACGAACACGCGGAUCACGGAUCCGGAGUCGUUGGAGAGGCGGUAUCCCGUGAUUCUCCGUCAGUUCUGUCUGCGGAAGGGUAGUGGUGGCGAGGGUGCGCAUCCCGGCGGCGACGGAAUCAUCAGGGACAUCGAGUUCGGUAUUCCGAUCAAGGUCAGCAUUCUCAGCGAGAGGAGAUCGUUUGCGCCGUAUGGCUUGAAUGGCGGCAAGGACGGUCAGCGGGGACGGAACGUGUGGAUCAAGAAGAGCGGGAGAGUUGUGAACCUCGGCGGUAAGAACACGGCCAUGAUGGACGCCGGCGACAGGAUUGUGGUUAUGUCGCCUGGUGGUGGCGGUUGGGGCAAGCCUGAAGACAGGGUCGAGGGGGAGAAGAAGCAGACGAAUGGGUUUGUGGGUGUUGCGAACGGGACGGUUGAUAUGAUCCAGAGCAUGGGAGAGUCCGCAUAG
Colletotrichum karsti is the source of this 3894-nucleotide messenger RNA. Its product is annotated as hydantoinase B/oxoprolinase. Gene Ontology annotation, cellular component: cytosol. The record is from RefSeq and is a predicted model, not a curated record. The transcript has 11 exons. Gene Ontology annotation, biological process: glutathione metabolic process. Bases 1 to 3894 code for a protein of 1297 amino acids. Gene Ontology annotation, molecular function: 5-oxoprolinase (ATP-hydrolyzing) activity. Lineage: Eukaryota; Fungi; Ascomycota; Sordariomycetes; Glomerellales; Glomerellaceae.